CCGUAAACCCUCACAUAAAGGCGAUAAUCUUGGUGCGGAAAUUUGCAAAUGUCCAUGAGUUCCCAAGUCUAAUUAGACAUGGAUACGUUUGAAAACGUACAUGUUUUCUCUCAGACAACUGCAGAGAUAUCUCAAGAGUACAUCGGCAAGUUUCAUGAAGCAGAAAUCGUACCGAAUUACUUGCACGAGUUGAGCCAAAAAGCCGGGGUCGAACUUGUUUCUCGAGACGGUGUGUACGAAGUGAAGGGUUCUUGGCUGUCGGUGAAUCGUGCCCAUUCCUUCCUCGGGAAAUUCCUGCUGACAUAUGGACAGACCAGGGUGGACACCGUCUCCAUGGUCCCACCGGACCCUUCCAUAUCGAAGGAAGAGGAGGAGGGGCUAGAUUUCCUCAACAGAAAAACUUUUCCCACUUUCACAAAUCCAGUUUUCAGGAAAAGUCAAAAGGAAGAUGUGGAAGCCCAAUCAAAAAAGCCCGACCAUGCCAGUCAUAUUGAUCAGCAUUUACCACAGGAUAAGAUCUUAGUGGCUAAACCUCAUAAGAUGCCUCCUGAGCCUGUAGUUUUGUAUGCUGGGUACCAGUUACCUACGAAAGAAGCAGAAUCAAGGCGAAAGACUCUGGAAGUUCUUAAAAAUGUGUACAAAAUGGAACAGAACUAUCAAAUCGCAUUGACACAGCCAAAAGGUAUGUCCAGUGCUGGAAACUCAACAGGGCAGGACCAGACUGGUGAGUGUGAACCCGAAGAAGCAAAUGUUCAGAAUGAAACAGGGGAACAUUCAAAAGAUACUGAAACUGAGCUGGGUGAUAACCCUGGUAGUAGUUCCUUGCCUGAGGAACCAAUGUAUGAUGGCCAAGAAAAGCUUAUUACAGAAAUUAAGGAAGAAAAUUUGGAAAAGCUGGAUACAAACACAUCUAGAAAGAGACACACUUUGAUUAAAGCUCUAAGCAAGGAAGAGACUGCUGCAAAGAGGAUGAAGGUGGAAACUAUUGCUAAAAAUAUUUUGUCAAAUGUGCCCACAGUAGAGACUGUCAAUGUUGUCAGUACUGAAGAUUCAGGGAAACUUACGAGUGAUGAAAAAGUUGCUGUGGUUGUAGAAACAGAAGAGGAGGAGAAAAAUAUUCCCAAGCAAACUGAGGCCAUUGAUGAAGAUCCACCACCUCCACCUGUUGAAGAAGAAGAUGAUGAUGAUGGCAAUGGCGUCCCAGAUGAUGAUGUUAUUGAAGAUGAGGAGAGUGAUUUUAAAGAUGAUUCUGCUGAUAAAGAUUAUUCAGGAGAGACUGAGAUUGAGAGCGCUGAUGAUGGAAAGAUAUCAGCCUCAGAUAAUGAGUAUAUUCCGGAGGAAAAAGUAUCACUGAGCAAAAUUAAAGCGACAACUAAACGAACAACAAGACGAAGUAAAGCUAAACAAGAAUCAGCAAAACCACUACCGUCAAAUAAGAGAGGAAGGGGACGACCUCGAAAAGGUUUCCCUAUGAAAAUUGAAGUAAAACUGCCAGCAAAGUCUUCCCAAAAGUCAGAUCCACCAAAGUCAAAGAAAAAGCAGAUGAGUGGUGCUCAGAAAAGAAGGGGAAGACCAAAGAGGAUGGCAUCGGAAAUCCCUAAAGAAUUCCAUUGUGACAAAUGCCCUUAUUUUGCAAACAAGCGAUGCCAUUUGAGAGAACAUGAAAGACGAGUCCAUAUAACCAAAGAAUUCAAAUGUGAACAUUGUGACAAAAUAUUUGGGUUUGGAAAAGAUUUGAAACGUCAUCUAAAAACUCAUCUGAAGCCUCAGAAUUGUUGUGACAUCUGUGGAAAGCUGUAUAAGGGAGUUAAGUCCCUUGUUGAACAUAGGCGAACACAUGAAGACGGGUAUGUAAAACCGGAAUUUGAAUGUGAGAUAUGCAAAAAUUUCAGCACAAAAUAUGUUCUUGCAUACCAUAUCAAAUCUGAACAUCUAGGUAUGAAAAGAACAUACAUGUGCCCCACGUGUGGCAAGAGCUUUUCUCAAAAGAACUCAUAUCUCCAGCAUGCAAAUGUUCACAUGGGUUUCAAACCUUAUAAAUGUGAAGUCUGUGGUAAAGCUUUUUCAUAUGAGAAGUCUCUUAAAGAGCAUCGAUUCAUGCACGAUGACAUCCGUCGAUUUAAGUGUCCAGUGUGUGAAAAAACAUUCAGACAGUCAUCUGCUGUAACUAUUCACAUGAAAGUUCACAAGGAGACCAAGGACUAUGUGUGCAUGGCUUGUGGGAAAGGGUUCAGUCAAAAACAGGCCUUGAUUCGCCAUGAGAGAAUUCAUCUUGGUGAGAAACCUUUCUCAUGUGGCUUGUGUGGCAGGAACUUCACGGAUUCCUCGAUCUUGCGUAGACAUAUGAUUCUGAUUCAUAAAAAGGAUCCUAAAAAAUGGCGUGAAGACACUAUUAACAAUACAGUAAGACGUACUGACUUUUUCAUAGACGUCUUACCAGGAGUUGGGGAGGAAGAACAAGCAAAGGACGUAACGAUAAAAGAGCCAGAAGUCCAUGUAAAUACAGGUGCCCUUAACACUCCGCAUCCUGACCUUGUGGCACCAGUCUCCGCAACAUCAGGUUCAGAGCCGAUUAAUAUGACCACCCAAAGUUCAGUACGAGAUAGGGAUGUUGAAGGAUUUCCUGGUGAAAGACAGAAUGCCACAGAAAUGGAACCUCAGAGAUCAACAGAGCACACAUACCAUAUGCCAAUAUCACAAGUUCAUUCAGAAGGUAUGCAGAGUGUGUCACAUGAUAGUUCAUCACAUAUCGGCGACCCAAAGAUGUCUGUCCAGAACCAUGGUGUCCACUCGGGAACAGGGUUAACACAUCAAGGCAACCUUCAAGGACAUCUUGAUCCUAAGUCGGAAGGUGGGGACUACUUAGCUGGAGGCUUGCCAGCCCAUCAGAUGUCGUACAGUAUGAUGGGUCAAGGGGGUUAUCCAUAUCCACAAAUGGUUAUGUUACCCGAUCCAAAUGUUCCGUUUCCUCCGCCCAGCGCUGCUUCUUAUCAACAACAGUUCGCAGAUCCCAUUACAUCCCACCAGUUUACUGCAUACAAUCCUCCGCAGUCAUAGGCCAAUCUUAGCUCAAGCUCUGUCAUCUUGAGAUGUUGUUUACAUGUAGUGUUCGAAAUUUGGAUGGAUGCUUGGUGUUGCUUUUGUAGUAUACCAGUCUCGGUACCUUAAAAUCUCCAACUUCUCACAAGAGGGCAAUUUACAAGGACCCUCGGACUCUUCAACUCAAUUUUGAACAUUGUAUGCUGUGUAUCUUUAGGGUUCAUAUUGGCAUUGUCCAUUGGUAUGUUGAGUUUACCAUAUUUGCCAUAUUAGGUGCCCAGAUCCAGUAAAUGCGUCUUUGUCGGCACCUAGUACUGAACCUGAAAUUGACAAUCCCCAUUUUCUUGUGUAUAUUACAAAUCCUUUAACAAAACAGUUGACAUUGUACAAGAUGUAUAUGUUGGCCAAGUAACUAUCAUCAAAGUUGUAGUCAUUUGUCUACUAUAGACCUCUGACAACAACAUUUAACUUGUGUAUGGUUUUGAUUAA
Molecule: messenger RNA, 3528 nt
Organism: Haliotis rubra (blacklip abalone)
Lineage: Eukaryota; Metazoa; Mollusca; Gastropoda; Lepetellida; Haliotidae
Product: zinc finger protein 37-like
Exons: 1
Coding region: 79-3057 (992 amino acids)
Biological process (GO): regulation of transcription by RNA polymerase II
Cellular component (GO): chromosome
Molecular function (GO): chromatin insulator sequence binding
Source: RefSeq, a predicted model, not a curated record